AUGUCUAACAUUGGAUAGGUAUAAAAUCAGGAUAUCUCUUAGCUCUACUCUUUUUCUUUUAAUCAGCCUUUAAAUGAUUUGAACACUUUUACAGGCAGAUUCAUCCAUUUAUAGAGACAAACAGAUCCAAGAAAUUUUUUCAUUUCAAAUCAAUAAUUAGAGGAAAGCAAAAAAUUAGUAGAAAACUAUAGAUAAAUGGAGAUUGCUAAAUAAAAUCCAUUGAUGUUAAAUAAAGCUGAAUUCAAUAGAUUAGUAAGAGCUCAAAGCAUAGUUGACUCUUCAAUAUCAAAGGAUAAUGGAGAACAGAUACCGAGAUUUAUGAGAAUGUGUGCCUUUGUCCCUGUUAAUGUGCCAAUUCUUUUUGGAAUGAUACUGAGUCCACCAAGCACAGCAAAUACCAUAUUCUGGCAAUGGUUCAAUCAAUCAUUUAAUGCAGGACUGAACUAUGGGAAUAGGAAUUCUUCAAGUAAAUACACUAAUAAGGAUUUAAUGUUUGGAUAUUCAGCUGCAGUUGGAUCAUCUGUUUCUACAGCUCUUAUUUUAAGAAGGAUAUUUGGGAGAUUUACUGCUAAAAUUCCCAAUAGUUCGCCUAAGCUUAUUCUGAUUAAUGCUCUUGUUGCAUCUAUUGCUGGUGGUACUGCUAGUUUCCUUAAUACUUUCUGCAUGAGGCAAGCAGAAAUGAAUAAUGGAAUCGAAUACUUUGCUGAUGAGGAGCUUUAAUAAAAAUUAGGAGUAUCACAAUAGUGUGCAAGAAAAGCAAUCAUUGAAACUGCUUUUUCAAGAGUAUUCCUAUCAAUAUCAUGUCUUAUGACUCCUGCUUUUAUUUUUUAUGCUAUCGAUAGAUUAGGUAAAAGCCCAAAAGGUAAAUUUAAGAUACCCUAUGAAGUUGGAGUAUUUCUAUUUGCUCUAAUGGUUAAUUUGCCAGCAAGUAUUGCUAUGUUCCCAACUACAGGGAGUAUCGAUAUUUCAAUUCUUAAAUCAGAAAACGAAGAAAUUCAAAAUUAGGUAAAAGGUAAUAGAGUCUAUUAUUAUAAGGGACUUUGA
Molecule: messenger RNA, 1044 nt
Organism: Stylonychia lemnae
Lineage: Eukaryota; Ciliophora; Spirotrichea; Sporadotrichida; Oxytrichidae
Source: the annotation of a GenBank genome assembly